AUGAAAAGCUCGGAGGGGGGAAAAAGCAGCACAGCGAAGCCCAAGUUGCCGAGCGAGCGGAGCGCUCCCGAGGCCCGAAGCCCAGCUGCAGCCGCGCCCGGCAGCCCGGCCCGGCCCCGCCUGCUCUGGGCCCCCGCCGGCGGAGGCCGCCGGGCGGGGGCGGGGACGGGGACGACCAACUUGGGUCGCGGCGCAGCCCGGCUCUCCCGAGAGCACCGAGCCGGGGAGCGCCACCGCCACGGCCAGACGGCGGGAGCGGAGCGAGGCAAGCAGAGGCGGCAAGCGGCUCCCGCGCCGCAGCCCAGGCCUUGGCGAGAGCGCGACCCGCGCUUCUCCCCUGCUCAGGAGGGCCAGAGCCGGGGCUUUUCGCCUCCGAGAGGACGCCCAGCCCGGCCCCCUUGGGUCGGGACAUUGAGCCCCCAGCACCGGCCGCAGAACUGGAGACAGCGGAUUAACACCAGCGGAGCCCCGGCCUCCCCGCCCCAGCUCCGCGGAGGGGCGUCCCCUGGGCGGGGAAACGACAAGUUUGUCAGUCGUCGGUGGCCUGUUGGAUCCAAGCGCCUCCGCCUCUGCAAAGGGGUCCCUGGCGCCCAGAACCCCGAGCGGACAGCCCUGGGAACCCGGAGAGGCUCGGCGGCCGGGCUUCUCGGGCCGGGGCGCUGGCUGCUGCGCCGGGCGCGCCGAGGCACCCGGGGCCGGGCCAGCGCCCCCUGCGUUCCCACGCGGGCAGCGGCCCCGCCGGAGGAGAAACCCGGGUCGCUGCCGCUGCCGCCGCCACCGCCGCCUCCUCAGCCUCCUGAUUUCCGUCGCCGCCGCCCCCUCCGUCGCCUCUCGGGGAAGGGGAAGACGCAAGGGGCAUCGCAGGGCCCCGGCGGAGGCGCCCCCCACCGCCUCUCGGGCUGCGCCGCCUCGCGGGGAUGA
This is a messenger RNA of Balaenoptera musculus (blue whale), 921 nucleotides long. Its product is annotated as basic salivary proline-rich protein 3-like. NCBI's taxonomy places the organism in Eukaryota, Metazoa, Chordata, Mammalia, Artiodactyla, Balaenopteridae. The transcript has 2 exons. The record is from RefSeq and is a predicted model, not a curated record. Bases 1 to 921 code for a protein of 306 amino acids.